AUGGAGGACUAUGAGCGGGAGCUGCACGGCAUCGAGGACGACUUCCACAGCCAGUUUGCGGACGAGCUGGAGGUGCUGGCGGAGCUGGAAGCAGGGAGAGAGGCUCUGUCACCUUGCAGGGACAGGCUCCGGCCGUCGUUUGAGGAGGCCAUUGCUGGAGGGGACGCUGCGGCGCCCUGUUCUCCCGAUGGACGCUCAGGGAGCCGCAGGGGUGCCAGGAGGAGGCAGCUGGCCACCGACGCCGAGAGGGACGGACUCCUCCUCACUCCGAGGGUCAAGCGGCCCAGGCUGGAGGCGGUCAAAAGGCUAGACUUCGGGCAGGAUGAGAUGGAAGAGCCGCUGCUUCCCGACUCCCCUCCUCGGGACAUCACCCCCCCACCCAGUCCGGAGGUCCCCGCUGAGCUGUGGGGCGAGGGGACCGCGGACCCUGGUGCUGACCUGGGGCUCAAACUGGCCUCCCCGGCCCCUCGCAACCCGGUCCUGAGGCGACCCCCUGUCCUGGAGGACUACGUCAACGUGACCUCCACCGGCGGAGACCGGGCCUUUCUGGUGCUUCGGGCUGACCCCGUGGGCACUGGAGUGCAGAGCCCUUCCUUGGACACCCACUGGCGUGGCCGUGGCCGCCUGGACCUGCUGGGCGUGCCUUUCGCUUCUCUGAAGGAGCAGGUUGACAGUGAGCGGCGGCAGCGAUUGCUCGAACAGGCCCAGCGGCUCUCAGACACACUGCACAGCCUCAGGACGGAGGAGACGGAGGGGGAGGCCCCGGAGGAGGUGCCGGCCGACCGCCAGGAAGAUGCGCAGCACAGCCUCUGGGUGGAUGAGUUUGCGCCCCGGCACUACACGGAGCUGCUCAGCGACGACUUCACCAACCGCUGCCUCCUCAAGUGGCUGAAGCUGUGGGACCUGGUGGUGUUCGGCCGCGAGAGGCCGGCCCGGAAGCCCAGGCCCGGUGUGGAGCCGGCCCGGGCUGGCAAGGAGGCCCCCGCUUCCGGCAAGUGGAAGAGCCACGAGCAGGUGCUGGAGGAGAUGCUCGAGGCCGAGCUGGACCUGAGCCGGCGGCCCCGGCAGAAGGUAGCUUUGCUAUGCGGACCCCCUGGGCUGGGCAAGACCACUCUGGCCCACGUGAUCGCAAGGCAUGCUGGGUACUGUGUGGUGGAAAUGAACGCAAGUGACGACCGCAGUCCCGAGGCCUUCCGCACGCACAUCGAGGCGGCCACGCAGAUGGAGUCGGUGCUGGGCAUUGGCGGGAAGCCCAACUGCCUGGUCAUCGAUGAGAUUGAUGGGGCCCCCACGGCUGCCAUCAACGUGCUCCUCAGCAUCAUUGACCGCAAGGGCCCGAAGGAGGCAGAGCUGGGGGGCCGGGCCGUGUUGGCGGGUGAGGGGCGGCGGCCGCGGGCAGAGGGGGGUCUCCUGAUGAGGCCAGUCAUCUGCAUCUGUAAUGACCAGUUUGCGCCCUCUCUGCGGCAGCUGAAGCAGCAGGCUUUCCUGCUCCACUUUCCACCUACGCUACCCUCCAGGCUCGUCCAGCGGCUGCAGGAGAUCUCCCUGCGGCAAGGCCUGCAGGCCGACCCAGGCGCCCUGGCAGCCCUCUGUGAGAAGACAGACAAUGACAUCCGAGCCUGCAUCAACACCCUGCAGUUCCUGCACGGGCGAGGCCAGCGGGAGCUGAGUGUCCAGGCCGUGCAGACCACACGAGUCGGCCUCAAGGACCAGCGCAGGGGGCUCUUCUCCGUGUGGCAGGAGGUCUUCCAGCUGCCCCGGGCCCAGAGGCGACGUGUGGGCCAGGACCCAACCCUGCCUGCCCGCACGCUCCUGCUGGGCGAUGGGCCCGUGGGGCUGGGGCCCCAGGCUGCCGAGGCGCCCCUGACCAUGGCCGCACAGCGCUUCUACCACAUCCUGCAUGUGGCCGCCUCCUCGGGCGAGCACGAGAAGGUAGUCCAGGGCCUGUUUGACAACUUCCUGCGGCUGCGGCUGCGGGACUCCAGCCUGGGCUCCGUGUGUACAGCUCUCGACUGGCUAGCCUUUGAGGACACGCUGGGCCAGGCCGCCUACCACAGCCAGAGCUUCCAGUUGCUGCGCUACCAGCCCUUCCUGCUUGUGGCCUUCCACUUGCUGUUUGCCUCCAGCCAUGUGCCUAGGAUCGCCUUCCCGAAUAGCCAGCAGGAGGCCCAGAACCGGACGAAUCAGGUGCAGAACCUGAUCCAGACACUGGUAUCAGGUAUUGCUCCAGCCACUCGCAACCAAACAGCGCCCUCGGCCCUCGUCCUGGACACCCUCUGCCUGCUCCUGGACAUCCUCGUGCCUAAGCUCCGCCCUGUGAGCACGCAGCUGUACAGCGCCCGUGAGAAGCUGCAGUUGAGCAGCCUUGUGGGCACCAUGCUUGCCUACAGCCUGACCUACCGCCAGGAGCGCACGCCCGACGGGCAGUAUGUCUACAGGCUGGAGCCGAACUUGGAGGAGGUCUGCCGCUUCCCUGAGCUGCCUGCCCGAAAGCCCCUCACCUACCAGGCCAAGCAGCUUAUUGCCCGUGAGAUCGAAGUGGAGAAGAUGCGGCGGGCAGAGGCCUUGGCCCGAGAUGGGGACAGCCCCCAGGUGGAUGGCAGUCCCUCCAAGGCCAAGGGCCCGCAGGGGACUACUGGGGGGAAAGGGGCACAACCAUCCACCCCACGCAGUCAGGAGCAGCGGCUGGAGAGCAUCCUGAAGAGAGCAGCCCUGGAGGACCAGACCGAGAGGGAUUUCUUCGGCCGCGUGGUCAUCAGGAGAGCAGCAGCCCCGAGCGCAGAGGACACGGCCCCUGAGACUGACGCGGUUGAGCAGCGCAUGGGCACGGCGGUGGGCAGGAGCGAUGUCUGGUUCCGCUUCAAGGAGGGCGUCUCCAAUGCUGUGCGACGCAGCCUGCACAUCCGGGACCUGCUGUAG
This is a messenger RNA of Pipistrellus nathusii (Nathusius's pipistrelle), 2919 nucleotides long. The record is from the annotation of a GenBank genome assembly. NCBI's taxonomy places the organism in Eukaryota, Metazoa, Chordata, Mammalia, Chiroptera, Vespertilionidae.